Molecule: messenger RNA, 315 nt
Organism: Thlaspi arvense
Lineage: Eukaryota; Viridiplantae; Streptophyta; Magnoliopsida; Brassicales; Brassicaceae
Source: the annotation of a GenBank genome assembly
AUGUCAAUAGACUACCCGCAAGAGGUUAUGUUGGACGAGAGGCCCAUGCUCCCUCAAGAGCUGAUGAAAGCUCUCUACGCCAAGCUAUAUGACAAAUACACCAAACUCAAGAAGAUGCUCUCAUUUCAACAAGAAAAGGGACAAGAUAUUGAUGGUCACUUGUACGUUGGUGAAUCUUCUCUCCUUGUCAAGGCUGCAACAAUAUUGGAGCAGCGCGUUCAUAACUCGUUGGGGACAGCACCACUGAGUUUUGAAGAUCCAAAGCACAAGCUACAUACCCACAAGAUAUCAGUAGCCAAAGUUGUCACUAUUUAG